AUGGCCGCAAGAACCAAAGGAAAUACUGAUAAGGCAAUAGCGAAAGCCAUUAUAACUGACUUUACAAACCAACUAAGAGGUUGGUGGGACUUUUCCUUAUCUAAAGAAGGAAAAGCGCAAGUUCUUAACACUAUCAAAAUAGAAUUACGAACUGAGGGUGCCACUAUGGUAGGCAUGCACUUCACAGGAUUGGCUAGCUUAUACAUGGAUAGGUCUCAGGAACAGUUAAUGAACUUAAGAUGUCCUGAUCUUUCUCAUUUUAAAUGGUAUAAAGAUACCUUUUUUGCCCUUAUCUUUACCAGGGAAGAUAAUCAAUUUGACUUUUGGAAAGAAAAAUUUCUUUCUGGGUUACCCUCGUUAUUUGCUGAACGAGUUAAGAAACAAAUUAGAGACAAAAAUGAUGGAGCCCUUCCAUAUAACCAUUAUACUUAUGGAGAACUAGCCUCAGAAGUAGUUUCUACAGCAGUAGCAUUAUGUAAUGAAUUAAAAAUUCAUAGACAAAUGCAAAAAGAAAAACUCACUGGUAAAAGAAUACUCGGUGAUUUCUGCGAACAAAUAGGACUUCCACCCAUAACUUUUCCUUAUAAAAGAAAAGUUAAAGGGGUUAAGAGAGUAGGAAAAGGUAAAAAGAAAACCUAUAAUACUAAAAGUGAACCUGAAGACUUAGAAGUUAAUGCGGUAGACUAUACUUCUGAAGAAUCUUCUAGUGAAUCUGAUAAACAAUCAGAGUGUGAUGGGAACUGUGACUAUUACAAGUCACUAUGUACCUUAAAUGGUUUGUGUGUCUUAACUAAAGAAGAAGAUUUAAUCUUAGGUCUUAUAGAAAAGAUUGAAGACCAGGAAGAAAGACGAAAUAAGUUAAAAGAAUAUUUAACUCUGUAUAAGGAUAAAAGUCCUUUAGAAAAGAAAAUAGAAGAGAAGAAAAAUCCAUAUGAUCUUAAAGAAAUUAUGGAAAAAAUUAAAGCGGCUAAAAUGCUAAGAGAACUUACAAUAAAAGAAUUAUGA
This is a messenger RNA of Hevea brasiliensis (rubber tree), 1005 nucleotides long. RefSeq lists its product as uncharacterized. Bases 1 to 1005 code for a protein of 334 amino acids. Lineage: Eukaryota; Viridiplantae; Streptophyta; Magnoliopsida; Malpighiales; Euphorbiaceae. The transcript has 2 exons. The record is from RefSeq and is a predicted model, not a curated record.